GCAGCCUCCAAUGAGGAACAACACUUUCACUUGCAAACUCUUCCUCAAAACCUGCAAAUUUGUCCAAAACUGAACCAAUAUUUUGACCUAAUUGUUGAAUCAAACACUCCAGAGAUCUAUCUUAAGUUAAGAAAACAUGAUGCGAGAACAAGAUGAUUACGUACACGAAGAACAGACUCCAAUGCUGCAGCUCUCAGAUUUCAAUCACAAAUCAAUAGACCUAACAGUCGAACGUAAACUUCUUCCGCAAGUUUCCACAACCGAUGAUCAUAAAAUCACAGUAAGAACAGGUACGCUGUGGAGUUCAGUUGCGCACAUAAUAACCGCUGUGAUCGGAUCUGGAGUGCUUUCGCUCGCGUGGAGCGUGUCAAAGUUAGGUUGGAUCGGAGGACCUGUUGCGUUGUUGUUUUUUGCGGUUGUGACGUAUGUUUCGUCGUCGUUGUUGUCUGAUUGUUAUCGGUCUCCGGAUCCGGUGAAUGGAGUGAGGAAUCGGAGUUUUGCAGAUGCGGUUAGAGUGAUUUUAGGAGAAAAACAAGCAUUGUUAUGCGGCAUACUUCAGUUUGUGAACUUCUAUGGGACCGGUGUCGCGUAUGUUGUUACAACCGCAACCUGUAUGAGUGCAAUUCAAAGAUCAAACUGUUACCAUAACCAAGGGCACGAGGCUCCUUGCGAGUACGAAGGCAAUCUUUACAUGUUUCUGUUUGGAGUUGUGCAAAUUGUUAUGUCACAGAUACCCGAUUUUCAUAGCAUGAUGUGGAUAUCCAUUGUUGCUGCCAUCAUGUCGUUUUGUUACUCAUCCAUAGGUUUUGGACUUGGUAUAGCCAAAGUAAUUGAGAAUGGUAAGAUAGAAGGGGGCGUCUAUGGAGCAUCAGCCGUAACCGCACCCGCGAAACUAUGGUUAACUUUUCAAGCGAUCGGUGACGUGGCAUUCGCAUAUCCAUAUUCACUAGUUUUUCUUGAAAUACAGGAUACUUUGAAGUCAACCCCACCAGAAAACAAGGUUAUGAGAAAGGCGUCGCUUAUCGCGAUUCUAGUCACAACCUUCUUCUACCUUGGGUGUGGGUGUUUUGGGUAUGCGGCUUUUGGGGACAAUACGCCAGGAAACCUGUUGACAGGAUUCGGGUUUUACGAGCCUUACUGGCUCAUUGACUUCGCUAAUGCUUGCAUCAUUCUACAUCUAAUUGGAGGAUACCAACUGUUCAGUCAGCCGGUAUAUGCGUAUGCAGAGAGGUGGGUAACCGAGAAAUUCCCAGACAGUAUACUUUUGAAAAAUACUGAUCGAUUAAAGCUGCCACUCUUGCCAGAUUUUGAGUUAAACUUAUUCAGGCUAUGUUUCAGAACAUCAUACGUCGUGUCAACGACUGGAAUCGCGUUGGUGUUCCCGUAUUUUAACGAAAUAUUGGGUCUGUUAGGGGCUCUAAACCUAUGGCCAUUAGCAAUAUAUUUUCCUGUAGAAAUGUACAUUGUGCAAAGAAAGGUGGAAACUUGGAGCCGAAAAUGGGUUGUUUUACAAAUAUUCAGCAGUUUUCUAAUGGUGGUUUCGGUGGCGGCGUUAAUGGGGUCAGUUGCAGGGCUCAUUGAAGCAAAGACAAGCUAAUGAACCAAUACUUUCAAGAUAGAACGAAACGCAGAACACUAAUUUAUAGGUAAAUUAAAAUGUAAUUAAGCAUGGCUUAUUCAAUAUUUCAUAUGCCACUAAGAAAAAUGGAUAUGUUUUAAGAGAGUAUUACAAUUUA
Helianthus annuus (common sunflower) is the source of this 1736-nucleotide messenger RNA. Its product is annotated as probable amino acid permease 7. Lineage: Eukaryota; Viridiplantae; Streptophyta; Magnoliopsida; Asterales; Asteraceae. Gene Ontology annotation, cellular component: plasma membrane. The transcript is spliced from 7 exons. Bases 137 to 1597 code for a protein of 486 amino acids. The record is from RefSeq and is a predicted model, not a curated record.